Dissoconium aciculare CBS 342.82 is the source of this 1069-nucleotide messenger RNA. RefSeq lists its product as uncharacterized. The coding region runs from base 314 to 880 and encodes 188 amino acids. The transcript has a single exon. The record is from RefSeq and is a predicted model, not a curated record. NCBI's taxonomy places the organism in Eukaryota, Fungi, Ascomycota, Dothideomycetes, Mycosphaerellales, Dissoconiaceae.
GAAGGGAAACAGGUUGGCCUUUCAUGCUCGCAAUUGAGGACGCCGAUGCCGUUCAGGCGCAAUCGAUGGGGCGGAGCAGCAGUCACGUUGCACAAGGGUAGGAUCGCCAACAGUACAACCACGAGGUCCUCUCCGGCAGCGCAUAACGUCCACCGCGUCGUGGAUUGAGUAUGAUUUCCCCUGCAAGUCACGCAGAUGUACCUAUAUUGUAAUAGGGCAGAUACAUAGCCAGCACGUACAGCAAGCGCAUACAGUCAGAUGCUACUUGAUCCCAAGGAAGGCGGCGCACCAUCACCCCAACCCGGUUUCUGCGAUGAUCCCUUACAUAUACCGAAUGUCGGCAACUUUAGCCACGCAAGGACAAUGUCCGGGAGCGACUCGGAGUGUUGGCUGGCGCAAGAUCUUUCUCACGUUUCUGACUAAUAAGCGUUGGACAGUCACCGCAAGGGUUGUGAUGUAUAUAAUAGUUAUCGGAACGCCUUCCGAAGUCUCUGGGCGGCUGCACGUACCGGUUGAAUCUCAUUUCGAUGACCCAUCGGAUUCCAAGGUUCUUGUCGCGCUGAUGACUAAUUACCUCCGGCCUCCAGAGCGUCGUUCUUACCUGCCACGCCUGCCUACCUCAGUAGGUACCGAACCUGUAUUAAGGUGGACUGUAUCUGCAGACGCCGGGGCCUUCUUCGUCACAUGCAUACGGGCAAAAAGCGGGACGAAGAAUGUCGUACAGCUUGUAUCAAAUAGGCAGGAGCGCUAUCGAAGUUCUUGCAGGGGCGUUGUCACAACUUGGCGCUUUGGUUGUUGCAAAUCCCAUCCCUUGCAGAAUCAUCGUCAGAAUGUGCUCGAUGCGGUGCAUCACAUCGGCAAAGCAGCACACCAUCGGUAGACUGCAGCCCUGCGCUGUACGAAUUCUGCUCGUGUAACAUACGUAUAGAUCAUCGGUCUUUCCGCGCGGUGUCACUGCAGUCAUCGCACGCAGGAGCAUGGCACAAAUGUUUGAGGUUGGCCGAGGUCGGACAUGCGAUGACGAAGUGUCCUUGUUCUUGCCAACAACUCUUCAGAGGGCUUGUGACCU